AUGGAGAAUUUCCAGUACAGCAUCCAACUGAAUGACAGGGACUGGGCGGAGUUUUACUCGGCUGCUGAAGAAUGCAGCUUAAUCCCGGCUGCCCUGGCCACGGUGGAGGAGCUGGGCGUCAGUGACAUUGAGCAAGGGGACGGCGAGGCCGGCAGCCCCCGCACCGCCAGGCUGAUCACAGUGAGGGCAGGCAGCAGGCCAGCUCCUGGCCCGGGACCCUGCCCCCCACAUGGGGUCCCCGGAGAGACCGCCCCGCCCCGGCCCAUCCCUGGGCACCUGUUCCUGGAGGAGGUUCUGUCGGGCAGCGAGGAUGAAAUGGAUCUGGGCUCAGGCAGCAGGUUUCUGUGUGAGAACGACACGCCCAGAUCCCCCCAGCAGACUCCGCUGAUGCCCAGCGCCCAGGACAGGCAGCUGCCUUGUUUCUCAGGGGCCGGCUCUGCCGGACCAGCUAGCCAUGCCAUGGAGAAGCCGCUCCAGGCCCAGGACAGCUCCCGCAACGAAGUGGGCCAGGCCGCAGAACGUGCAGUGGCCGCCCCGUUUGCUGUACAGGCAGGAGGGGGUCUGGCCGUAGUACCCCACGGUCACCUGCCAGAAGGAGCUCCACAGGAGGGGGAAUUACCAGGGGAGCAUCUGCAAGGCAGCCCAGAGAAGGCAGAGUCUGAAAGGCCAGUUCAUGCAGCGGAUGUGAGCUCCCCAGCGCUGGCUGCUUCAGGGGGGAUGGAGAGGCCAGCGGGGGAAAAGGCGAACUGGUCUCUCUGUUUAGAGCCUGGGCUGCCAGACCCUAACAGUGACAUUUCCCAGAAUCCAUCUGCAGAGCCCCUGCAGCCAACGUGUUCCAGAAUACCAGGGGAGAGCCGGCCUGCUGGGAAGAAUCCAGGGGAGCGUUUGGGUCUUGGUCAAGCCUUGACUGCUCCGGGCUCCCCUGGCGACUCUCCGGAUGUCAUGCAGCCCAGAGGGCCUGUGCACCAGGGAACGCCCACAGCUGCGGUGACACCAUCACACGCGGCCGUGGCACUGCAAAGCUCGACUCUAACUAUGGAGUUUUUAACCUCCUCUGCCCUACUGCGAGAGAGCAAAAGAGAGGGAAUAGUGGCCAAACCAGCUCUUGGGGGGCUGGAGGGUGAGGAUGAAGCUCAGCGAGGUGGUACCCUGACCUGUGGCAUGCUGGGGGAUGAGGGGCGAGGGUUGGCACUGGGGGGUCAGGCCGUCAGCGCUCCCAGGAGCAAGGCGGUGAAAGGCCCUGCAGUGCAGCCCUUCCCAGGGGAACUGAAGAAGACCAGUCGUGCAAGGCCAAAGCAAGCAACUGAUUUAGGAAUCCAUGAGAAUAUGUCGUUGAAUCAGAGCAGCAGACCCACUGCGUCACAGAGAGAGGAGUGCAGGAGCACCACUGGGAAGCCCCUGCGUCUUGGAAGCACGGUGGCAGUUGGAGGGGAUGCUGAAGAUGGAGCCCAGGGAAGGCAGAGAUCUGGGCUCCUAGGAGGGAUGUUUCCUCAUCAUUCAGCAGCUGAGGACUCUCAGGAGGGGGCCAUACCUGCCCUGACCUGGCCGGAGAUGUACGAGUAUUUUUUCUGUGACGCCCAAGAGCAGGGGGGGGAGAUGAACAGCUUGGGUAGGGUGGCGAAAACGCCCAUGUCUCCCUGCGAGAAGGAGCAGGAGGUGCCUGAAAUGUACGGGCCUGAGAUGUAUGAAUAUUUCUUUAACGAACCUGAAGAAAGUGGGGGAGGAGGCAGCAAAGACACCUUUGUGGAGCCAGACAGGAUCAGCACCUUGGAGCAAACUUCCUCACUGUGCGAAAGCCGGGAGGACCCGGGCUCGGCCAUAGCUGGAGAGCCCGGCGGUGUUAUCUCCAUCCCCGAGGUUUACGAACAUUUCUUUACGGACGGAGCAAGAGGCAGGAGGAGCUGGGGGCGGAUCUUCCUGCGCAUGCCGGCCUUGGAGGCAAGAAAAGCCAUGGCAGCUUUGAAAUCCUUCCUGCAAAAGCCAAUGCGCCUGGUCAGACGCAGCCCCUCCGACCGCGGGGUCCCGGUCCCACGAGGUUCCAUAAAGAGGCUCUCCCUUCUCCAGCUGAGGCCUCCCGGGAGAAUCCAGCUGAAGCCAGAGGAUUUAGGGAUGGCCCCUGCACUAGCAGAAAGGCCCCGCCCUCCCCUAGCUCUCACGCAGGAGGACAUGUGCCUGGUCUUCGUUGCCUUUGCAUCCUGGGCCAUGAAGACAUCAGAUCUGCAGGCUCCGGACGCAUGGAAGACUGUGUUACUGGCAAACGUUGGCACCCUCUCUGCCAUCCGGUACUUCAGACGGCAGGCCAUCGAAGGACGACACGGAACCUAG
Molecule: messenger RNA, 2325 nt
Organism: Emys orbicularis (European pond turtle)
Lineage: Eukaryota; Metazoa; Chordata; Testudines; Emydidae
Gene: PERM1
Product: PPARGC1 and ESRR induced regulator, muscle 1
Exons: 3
Coding region: 1-2325 (774 amino acids)
Biological process (GO): response to muscle activity; regulation of DNA-templated transcription
Cellular component (GO): nucleus; cytoplasm
Source: RefSeq, a predicted model, not a curated record